CAUUUGUGUGUGUUUUUGGGGUCAGUCGGCGGAAGAUGGCGGUCUGGAUGCUGCUCUCUCCGCGGUGGAGGAUCCUUUAUAAACACACACACUGAACUCUAACACAACACAAGUCUCGUCUGGAUUAAUAUUCACCGAUUUGUCCGCUCGGGUAUGGACUGUUGGGGUGUUUUAGCAGGGUACAGCACCUCAGACGCGUCUGUGGAGAGUUUGCGGAGAGUUUGAUGUUAUUAUUCUGUUAGCCGUGCGGAGCAGCUAGCGGCUUUCUCCUUCACUUCAAAGCCUUCAGAUUGGAUAAAAAUGUCGGAUACGAAGGUAAAAGUAGCGGUUCGGGUCCGACCAAUGAACAGGAGAGAGAUUGAGCUCAAAACGAAAUGCGUGGUUGAGAUGGAAGAAAACCAGACUAUUCUGCACCCUCCGCCCUCCAAUGCAAAAGGAGAAAGCAGGAAACAGCCAAAGGUGUUCGCCUUUGACCACUGCUUCUGGUCCAUGGACGAGUCCAACAUCCCGAAGUACGCCGGUCAGGAGGUCGUCUUCAAGUGCCUUGGGGAGGGAAUAUUGGAAAACGCCUUUCAGGGAUACAACGCCUGCAUCUUUGCCUACGGACAGACAGGCUCGGGGAAAUCCUUCUCCAUGAUGGGCAACGGAGAGCAGCCGGGCCUGAUCCCCAGACUCUGCUGCUCGCUGUUCGAGAGAGUCUCCAGAGACCAGAACGAGAGCCAGUCCUUCAAGGUGGAGGUUUCCUACAUGGAGAUCUACAACGAGAAAGUGCGAGACCUGCUGGAUCCCAAAGGGAGCAGACAGUCUCUGAAGGUCAGAGAGCAUAAAGUCCUCGGUCCAUAUGUGGACGGUCUGUCUCAGCUGGCUGUGAUGGGCUUCGAGGACAUCGAGUCUCUGAUGUCGGAGGGGAAUAAAUCACGCACAGUAGCCGCCACUAACAUGAACGAGGAGAGCAGCCGAUCGCACGCCGUCUUCAGCGUCAUCGUCACGCAGACGCUUUACGACCUUCAGUCUGGGAAUUCUGGUGAGAAAGUGAGUAAGAUCAGUCUGGUUGAUCUGGCCGGCAGUGAACGUGUUUCUAAGACUGGAGCCGCUGGAGAGAGACUGAAGGAGGGCAGCAACAUCAACAAGUCUCUGACAACGCUGGGGUGUGUGAUUUCUGCUCUCGCUGAUCAGUCUGCAGGAAAAGGCAAGAGCAAGUUUGUGCCUUACAGAGACUCAGUGCUGACGUGGCUGCUGAAGGACAAUCUGGGUGGUAACAGUAAGACGGCCAUGAUUGCCACUAUCAGCCCUGCUGCUGAUAACUAUGAGGAGACGCUGUCGACGCUGCGUUACGCCGACAGAGCCAAGAGAAUCGUCAACCACGCUGUGGUGAAUGAGGAUCCCAACGCCCGCAUCAUCAGAGAGCUGCGGGAGGAAGUGGAGAAACUGAAGGUGCAGCUCUCACAGGCUGAGUCUCUGAAGUCUCCGGAGCUGAAGGAGAAACUCCAGGAGUCUGAGAAACUCAUUCAGGAGAUGACCGUCACCUGGGAGGAGAAACUCAGGAAGACUGAGGAGAUCGCACAGGAGCGUCAGAAGCAGCUGGAGAGCAUGGGAAUCUCUCUGGAGUCGUCAGGGAUCAAGGUCGGAGAGGACAAGUGCUUCCUGGUCAACCUGAACGCCGAUCCGGCUCUCAAUGAGCUGCUGGUGUACUAUCUGAAGGAUCACACGCGUGUGGGAGCCGACACGUCUCAGGACAUCCAGCUGUUCGGCAUCGGGAUCCAGUCUGAACACUGUGUGCUGGACGUCACGUCUGACGGAGACGUCACGCUCACGCCGGCCGAAAACGCCAGGACGUGUGUGAACGGGACGAUGGUGUACUCCAGGGUUCAGCUGUGGCACGGCGAUCGCAUCCUGUGGGGAAACAACCACUUCUUCAGGAUCAAUCUGCCGAAGCGCAAGCGGCGCGAGCGACCGAAGGAGCCGGAGCGCGACUCUCCUCGCCAGAGUCUGGCCGAGGCCGACGUGGAGACGGCGAGCCAGGCCUCGUCCGAACAGGACUACAGCUACGAGUUCGCACAGAUGGAGGUCAUGAUGAAAGCGCUGGGCAGCAACGACCCCAUGCAGCAGGCGGUGCAGGCUCUGGAGAAGCAGUACGUGGAGGAGAAGCGUGUGGCGCUGGAGGAGCAGAGGAUGAUGUACGAGCGCGAGCUCCAGUCUCUGCGCCAGCAGCUCUCUCCAGAGAAAGUGUCUCAGCACCAGCGCUGCAGCAGCUUCCCCACACACACCACACACAACAAACUACGCCUGUGGAGCGACGAGAGGGACGAACUGUUUCGUCAGAGUUUGUCUCGGCUGCGUGAGCAGUUGGUCCGAGCGAACGCUCUUGUGCGAGAAGCUAACUUCCUGUCCGAGGAGAUGCAUAAACUCACCGACUAUCAGGUCACGCUGCAGAUCCCGGCCGCCAACCUCAGCGCCAACCGCAAGCGUGGUGCCAUAGUCAGUGAACCGGCCAUCCAGGUGCGACGUAAAGGGAAGGGAACACAGGUGUGGACCAUCGAGAAACUAGAGAACAAACUAGUGGACAUGAGAGACCAUUACAGAGACUGGAGGGAGGGAACACAGGAAGUGGUGAACCGUCUGCACAGUAAGGCGGGUGAUCCGUUCUAUGAAGCGCAGGAGAAUCACAACCUAAUCGGCGUGGCUAACGUCUUCCUGGAGUGUCUAUUUCAUGAUGUGAAACUGCAGUACGCCGUUCCCAUCAUCAGCCAGCAGGGGGAGGUGGCAGGUCGUCUCCAGGUGGAGCUGCUGCGGGUGAGUGGCGUCGUUCCCGAGCGUUUGGCCGGAGGAGACGAUUCCUCCGAGAACUCCAGCCAGAGCAGCGGAUACGAGGUCAUGGACAACAACGGAGAGAUCGUCCACAUGGCCAGAAAACUCACCUGCAGGGUGCGGAUCAGAGAGGCAUCUGGUCUUCCUCUAAACCUCUCCAACUUCGUCUUCUGUCAGUACACCUUCUGGGAACAAUCAGAGCCCGCUGUGGCUCCGCCCAUCGUCAGCCCAGACACACCCCCCUCACAGACGGCCGACGCCCACUUCACUGUGCGUUUCGAUCACUGCAAGGAUUUCCUGGUGCAUGUGACCGAGGAGUUUCUGGAGUUCAUCUCAGACGGCGCUCUGGCCAUCGAGGUCUGGGGUCACCGCUACGCUGGGAACGGCCGGUCCAUGCUGGAGAUGGACGCACUGCAAGCCAAGAGACGGACGCUCAGAGACAGGUGGAGUGAAGUGUCGCGUCAGAUCGAGUUGUGGGUCUCCAUACAGGAGCUGAACGAACAGGGCGAGUAUUCGUCUGUAGAGCUUCAUCCGAGCAGAGACGACAGCACUGGAGGAGUGUUUCAGCUGCGUCAGGGUCACUCACGGAGGCUGCAGGUGAACGUCCGGCCGGUCCAGCACUCUGGGACGCUUCCACUGCUGGUGGAGGCCAUGCUUUCCGUCUCCAUCGGCUGCGUUUCUGCUCGAUCCACCAAACUACAGAGACCUCUGGACAGCUAUCAGCAGAGGGAGGAAGACACCGAUAUGGAUAGUUAUCAGGAGGAGGAUCUGAACUGUGUUCGGGAGCGCUGGUCUGAAGCCCUCAUCAAACGCAGGGAGUAUCUAGAGGAGCAGAUCAAGAAGAUCAUCAAUAAGUCAGAGAAGUGCGAGGAGGACGUUGAGCGAGAGGCUCGGCUGGUGGAGCAGUGGGUCGGUCUGACGGAGGAGAGGAAUGCCGUGCUGGUCCCGGCCCCUGGCAGCGGGCUCCCGGGGGCCCCGGCGAACUGGGUUCCCCCUGCUGGCAUGGAGGCUCAUAUUCCUGUGCUGUUCCUGGAUCUGAAUGCUGAUAACCUGACGGUGAGCGAUCAGCUGACCGGUCCUCACGCCGCCGGUGUUAACUCAAUCCUCCCCAAAGAGCACGGCAGCCCGUUCUUCUACCUGCCCAUCAUCAGACACAGCCAUGACGAGGUGUCGGCUGUGUGUUCCUGGGAUUCCUCCAUCCACGACUCCAUCCAUCUGAACCGGAUCACGGCCCCCAGCGAGCGGAUCUACCUGAUCGUGAAAGCCACGGUUCAGCUCAGUCACCCGGCGUCUGUGGAGCUGGUGCUGCGCAAGAGGAUCGCCGUCAACAUCUACAACAAACAGAGUUUCACUCAGAGCCUGAAGAGACGGAUGUCUUUGAAGAACGUUCUGUACUCCUGUGGAGUGACGUAUGAGAUCGUGUCCAACAUACCAAAGGCGUCUGAAGAGCCGGAGGAGCGCGAGACUCUGGCCUUGAUGGCGGCGCGAGGAGAGAGCGAGGAGACGCUCGAUGGAGAGACAUACAUAGAGAAAUACACCAGAGGAGUGCUGGAGGUGGACAAUAUUCUGUGUCUGGAGAGACUGCGGCAGGCCGUGACGGUGAAGGAAGCUCUCUCCGCUAAAGGCAGACACAUACGGCGUAGUCUCAGCACGCCCAACGUCCAGCAUAGCUCUUGUUGUAAACCAGACGGGAUUGGUUGUGAUGAUGAGGACGUAAAGACUCACUGCGACGGUCACACAGACGUCACCGAAUCCAACAUACAUGAAGCUUCACUCAACAGUCCUCUGUCAAAAGACACGCCUGUCAAAAACAAAGAGAAUCACGGAUUGGUACCAGAGAGUCCAACGUUCUUCAACUCCAGUCCGUUUAAAGUUUUGUCUCCUCAGCCGCCCAAGUUCCUAAAAUCUCUCUUGCCAGUGAAGGAGGAGAACAAAGUCAAGCGUUCUCUGGAGUCACGGCCUCUGCUUGGACAGGAGAGCAUGCAUUGGUUUGCGGCUCCUGGCGGCCCCUGGUCCAGACCCAGGGCGCAGAGCGAGGGCCACGGUGAUAUCAUCAGCAGCUCGGCCAAUCACAGACAGCCCAGGCUGAGCACUGAUCUCACUCACACACGGCCGCAUGCUGCUGAUUCAGAGGAGGAGGAUCCUUACAUGGAUUCAGCCUUCACGCAUUCCAGCAACCCAGGCUUUGGGUCUCUGGAGCUGCAAAACUUCAAGCCUUACAUCCCAGAGGAUUUUGCCAACUUUGAGGUGUACAAUGCCAGCCUUGAGACCCAAGAGGGGGCUAUGUGUGUUCAGGGUGAGAUGGCAUCAGGGAUCGGGGUAUUAACAGGGACACGGGCUGUGGAAAAAGAAGUGUCCCGUAGUCCCACAGCCAGCACAUGCACAAGCGGCUACUUCUCUCAUAGUGCCUCAAACGCCACGCUGUCCGACGUGCUCUUCAGUGGCAGCGAUAGCUGCGACCAGCUAAACAUGAAAGAACCUCCAGACCCUCAGGAAGCAUUGCACGGAAGAGGGUUGCAUCCUACCAGAGGUUCCUCGGGAUCCGGUCCUGCCCAGAACAUUCCUGCUCAGCCCUGUUCCCGUCAAUGCACUGACCUGGACUGUUCUCCUCGGCUUCCCCGCAAGUGUAUCCUGAGUGUCAGUCAAGAGUUCACAGACUUUAAGGGUGCAGAUGACGGUGUAGGGGAAGUGGACCAUGGUAACAUUGCAUGGAAGGCAGGAUCGAUUCCCAGAGACUUCAGGGGUGCAGAUGAUGGCAUAAGAGAAGAUUUUGGUAACAUUGGAUCGAAGAAGGAAUCCGUUCCCCCAGGCUUUAAGGGUGUAGGUCAUGGCGUAAGAGAAGAUUUUGGUAACAUCGGAUCCAAGGAGGAAUCCGUUCCCCAAGACUUUAAGGGUGUAGGUCAUGGCAUAAGAGAAGAUUUUGGUAACAUCGGAUCCAAGGAGGAAUCUGUUCCCCCAGACUUUAAGGGUGUAGGUCAUGGAUUAAGAGACAACCUUGGUAGCAUCGGAUCGAAGGCAGACUCGAUUCCCCAAGCCAAAACCCAAGGUAUGGAUCCCCGACCCCAGUUCCAUCUACACAAUGGGAAAGAGUCUCCCAGUAUCCCAGUACCUCAUGCCAAGCCACAGCUGGAAGCAACUCAAGGACUUGAGUUCUUUGAGAAUGCAGAUCCUUCGGUAGAUUCUAGUGAGGAUGAGAAUGGACCAGUUGCUCAGUUGCCGGACUGGAUGGCCCCCGGUGAGCAAGUUUGGGUGGGCAAACGGAGUGGGACGGUGCAUUACGUUGGAGGGGUAGAGUUUGCCAAAGGAAUCUGGGUGGGAGUAGAGCUGGACCUUGCUGUAGGCAAGCACAAUGGUACGGUCCAAGGAAGGGUGUACUUCCGUUGUGCCACAGGUCAUGGUGUCUUCGUGAAGCCAUCCUGUUUGACUCGAGGGCCUCCGUCCAUAGACACCGAACCUCAACCUGUAGGAGCAGGACAGUGACCCAAUAGUUGGUAGAUGAUCUCUUCGACACCAGCACCAGCCACCACCUGGACAAACCAAGUGCUAACAGAAUCCAUCCUUCUGAUUCGUUACAGAUUUGUUGGUUUCCCUGAUUCCAUGGCAAUAAACCCUUCCUGUGGUCUUGUUGAAAUUAUAGACCUAUUUCAGUAUCAUCUUUGAAUGUCGAGAGUUGCACAGUUGCACAAACUUGUUUUAUAUAUCAUGUAUAGCUGUAAUACUAACAUCCUUCUUCGUUACCACUUCUUAUAUUACUAAAUGUAUUAAUCGAACAUUGCCUAACACUACUUUGAGUGAGUUUGAGAUUUGGAUGUGUGUUCUAGGUAAGAAUGUACUACUGUUUAUGACCUUUUUGUUUGCGUGAUUUUAUCAGGUAUUACCAAAGACAUAGCCUUUCAAAUCUGCUGUGCAAGCUUCUUACGUAGAUUACUUUGGACAUGUGUUUCAUGCUUGUGUUUUAUGUAUAUGUGUUUGACUGAUUUAUGCUAAGUGCCAUAUUUCUGGUUGAAAGGCCACAUGCCCAUCAGAACUUCAAAAUUGUAGAAAGAGUAGAUUUAAUGGUAUUUUGAUUGGACGGCAAUCCAGUUGCUCGUACUCUGUUGUGUCACUGGCUUGUUGAGUUCUUUAACUGUUGAAGGACUGCCUUUAUUUCUAUUAACAGAGCUUUCUGUACGCUUGCACUGGAGUAACUUAUCCUGGAUGCACAUUAAGUUACGUAAUGCACAGACUUUUAUGCAUUAUAAAAAUACUGAUUUGACGCUUCUCAGGAGGUUGACGGAACUGAGGUCACCUAAUGCGGAGAGCACCUUGUUUUCUUUAUCAGACCCUUGUCGGUAGGGAGUGUUAUUGUUAAACGUAGAUAUCCCGGUCUGCUUCGUAUUGGCUAUAGACCAUAGGCGCCCUAAAUUACUGACACAAGCCCUGUUAAUGAACAGGGUCUUUUUAGAUAGUCGACUCCUAGGUUCACCUGCCUAAUAAUGACGCUUUCGAGCAUUUAAAUCCAGGUGUGUUUGACCACCGAGUAAGAUUUUAUUAGUUUGUGAUACUAAAGUCAAUAUUAGUGUUUUUUAUAGGUAUAAAUGGGAGAUGGGCAAUAUCGGGGAAAUUGGGACAUAGCCUGAAUAAUGCUAGUAUGUUUAGUGCCAUGACCAGUGCUGUCAUUAUUGCUCUGUUUUACCUGAAGAACUGUGGAUCUCAUAAGAAGUGAAUACUAUUGCUGUCAAUGGAGAUGGUAAAAUGAAAACCCAAGACCUUACUUAAAAGAAAACAGCUGCUCUCCUUGACAAGGAGCUGUACAUAAAAUGUAUGAACAUAGUAUUUACAAUAUUAUAAAAUGUACAGAAUUGUAUUUAUAUUGUAUCUCUGCAGAUGUUGGUACAAAGAUGUAGAAUACAUAUUGUUUAAAAAC
Messenger RNA from Carassius gibelio (silver crucian carp), 7714 nucleotides. RefSeq names its product kinesin family member 13A (gene kif13a). Lineage: Eukaryota; Metazoa; Chordata; Actinopteri; Cypriniformes; Cyprinidae. The transcript has 40 exons. The record is from RefSeq and is a predicted model, not a curated record. Gene Ontology annotation, biological process: regulation of protein localization; microtubule-based movement. Bases 301 to 6288 code for a protein of 1995 amino acids. Gene Ontology annotation, cellular component: adherens junction. Gene Ontology annotation, molecular function: microtubule binding; ATP binding; microtubule motor activity.